Molecule: messenger RNA, 1449 nt
Organism: Sipha flava (yellow sugarcane aphid)
Lineage: Eukaryota; Metazoa; Arthropoda; Insecta; Hemiptera; Aphididae
Product: methyltransferase-like protein 23
Exons: 3
Coding region: 195-1346 (383 amino acids)
Cellular component (GO): cytoplasm; nucleus
Source: RefSeq, a predicted model, not a curated record
GUGAAUCAAUGUUUACGACGGUCGCCUGAAGAUAAGCAUUGUAAAGAACUUUUGUUUUUUUCAAAACACCGUGUUUUAAUUUUGCUUCAAGAAUAGAACGAUUAUUUACCUUCGAAAAAUCAAUUGAGAAAACGUUUUUUAGAUACACGAAGUUGCUUACUAUGAACUGAACCCGGGUUACAAUUGUGAUCAUUAUGAAUUCAAAUUUAACGCCAUAUUGCCAACCCGGACCGUCGACGUCGAAAAGUGAUGAUCAAAAACCACCAACGAAUGUGGAUGAACAAAUCCAUUUCCCUCCUUAUCAUUACGAAAUGGUUGCAGCAGAACCUUCCACAUCUUCCGGACAAUCACUCACGUUUCCGUUGCCCUUGUCUGUCUGGUCGAACACCCCAAAUUUUCCUACAUACAUGUCGAUGGCUGUAAACGCUGAACAACCCUCAUAUAUAUAUCCAACGACUUCGAGCUUAAGAUUGCCAUCUACUGAACAAAUACCUCCAAAUUGUUUGGAUUGGACCAUUAAUCCUAUUAAAGCUCCUCCUCCGCAGUUUAAAACCACAUCAGAACCAUUAUUCACCUUAGGGUACAGUUCAACUAUAUCAGAAAAUUGGAUGGAGGGUGAUAAAGGACUUCAGUAUAGUAUUAAAAAUUUUAUGUUUUCAACAAAAAGAAUUAGAAAUUCAAAUGAAGCAUGUAGUGCCAGCCAAAUUCAUCAGUAUGACUCUUUGCUAAUAUCCAUUCCCCAGGCUCUAGAAGGAGAUUAUCAUUAUUAUGUUUGGCCUGCUUCACCCGUGUUGGCAUGGAUAAUAUGGGAACAUAGACUAGAAUUACCGGGCAAAAGAAUAUUAGAAGUUGGAUCCGGAACUUCUCUACCUGGUAUAGUGGCAGCUAAAUGUGGAGCUAUUGUUACGUUAACUGAUGACCCUUCUAUACCCGGAACUAUCAAGCACAUUCAAAAAUGUUGUUAUAUGAACAGCUUGUAUCCUGAACAAAUCAGAAUACUUGGAUUGCAAUGGGGAUACUUUUUCCGUGACCUUACAGAAAAAGUUGGAUCAUUUGAUCUCAUUAUUGGAUCAGAUUGUUUUUAUGAGCCAAAUUUGUAUGAGGACUUAAUAGUUACUGUAUCAUAUUUACUAGAUCGAAAUCCUUUGGCCAAGUUUAUGACCACAUAUCAUGAAAGAAACCCAGAAUUUAGAUUGGAAGAACUUGCUGCCAAAUGGAAACUUAAUUGUAUACAUAAAUCUUUAGAAGAUUUGGGACAAGACAAUGAAUUAGAUAUAUAUGAACUUAUGAAAGGUAACGAUAUUCAUUUAAUAGAAUUUACCAAAAAAAAAAUGAAAAAAAAAUGAAGCUCAAUAUUAGUUAAUUUAUAUCAAAAGAAGUAAUAUACUGAACUGCAUCCUACCUUUAGGUACAAUUUAUAAGAAACAUAUUAACAUUUGUUUUUUAAUG